Molecule: messenger RNA, 1419 nt
Organism: Cornus florida
Lineage: Eukaryota; Viridiplantae; Streptophyta; Magnoliopsida; Cornales; Cornaceae
Product: la-related protein 6A
Exons: 11
Coding region: 83-1198 (371 amino acids)
Biological process (GO): RNA processing
Cellular component (GO): nucleus
Molecular function (GO): mRNA binding
Source: RefSeq, a predicted model, not a curated record
CGGUUGAAAGAGCAGGAGAAGAAACAGAGCGUCCGAGGUUUCGACAUUUCUGGCUCCGCUUUCCUCCUCCCUCUGUGCGACAAUGGAAUCCGAGGGAGUCACCGCCACCGUCACCGUCACCGUCACCGCCACCUCCACCGACACCGCCUCCGCCGCAGCCGCCCCCUCAUCUCCACCGCAGGAUCCUGACUUCUCCGCAGUCGGAUCUCCUGACUCUCACUUACAAGAAGUUCCGCAGCCAUCUGACGACCAUCCGUCAUCUCAGACCCUCGUUCUCACCGAUGAUCUCCGAGACAAGAUCAUCAAGCAGGUAGAGUAUUACUUUAGUGAUGAAAAUCUGCCCACUGACAACUUUCUGAUGAAAUAUGUGACCAAGGACAAGGAAGGAUUUGUUCCUGUUGCAGUUAUUUGUUCAUUUAGGAAAAUGAAAAAGAUCAGCCUAGACAGGUCAUUGAUGGUGGCUGCAAUCAGGGAAUCUUCUCUUCUUGUUGUUAGUUCAGAUGGGAAGAGGGUGAGGCGACUUAAUCCCCUUCCAUCCACGGAGGUCAGGGAUCCGAAGUUAUGCACUGUUUUGGUAGAAAAUCUACCUGAGGAUCAUUCAACAGAGAAUAUUCAGCGAAUAUUUGGGGAAGCUGGAAAUAUAAAGAGUAUUUGCAUCCACGACCCACAUGAUGUAGGAGAACGCAAAAAACGCACAAUUGCAGAGAAGCUUCUACUUGGUAAGUUACAUGCUCUCGUGGAGUAUGAGACUGUGGAGGCAGCUGAGAAAUCUGUGGCUAUGUUGAAUGAUGAGCAAGAUUGGAGAUAUGGCAUGCGGGUCAAACUUCUCAAACGAAUGGGCAAGAAUGGACAAAAGCAAAAAGGCUGGAGGGAACCGGAGUCUGAGAAGAAUACCAAUGUCCAAACAUCUGAUCCAGCUGGAGAUAUGGAGAACCAUUGUUCAAGUGAACACCAAGAUGACACACCGGAUGAAGAGCACGAGGAGAAUUUGUCGAAGGAGAAAAAUGGGCACAGGGGACGAAACAGAGGACGUGCAAGAAGACAGAAGUAUCAUGGUUCUAGUGGGCAGGGCCACGGAACUGUUUCAUCUAGUCACAGCUAUGAAAUUCCAAAGCCACCUCCCGGCCCAAGAAUGCCAGAUGGAACCAAAGGAUUUACAAUGGGACGUGGACGGCCUCCCACUAGCAAUCAGAGUUAGCUUCUUAUCUUUUUCUUUUACCCCACACAGUGCACAUCUGUUACAGACACAAAAAUUGUGAAGUGGUCGUUAAUCCUUAAUCCAAAAAUCUGUGUUGAAUUGCCUUCGAUUCUGUGCUGUAAAAUUGAAAUGAGCUCCUGGUUUACAGAAAGUGAAAUGGAAUCUAUUUACAGGUUUGCUUGAGAGAUUGUGAUUAUAAAAUGUAGUAGAUUGUUUGUCCA